Messenger RNA from Daphnia magna, 2629 nucleotides. RefSeq names its product DDB1- and CUL4-associated factor 8-like. NCBI's taxonomy places the organism in Eukaryota, Metazoa, Arthropoda, Branchiopoda, Diplostraca, Daphniidae. Gene Ontology annotation, molecular function: protein binding. Gene Ontology annotation, cellular component: cytoplasm; Cul4-RING E3 ubiquitin ligase complex. The record is from RefSeq and is a predicted model, not a curated record.
CUAAGUGCAACGAAGACAUGUUUUCUUUUGAAAAUCAAACACUAGCUUUACCAACGUAGUAUCCUAGCCGAACUUAAAUGUCGUUCCUUGAUGUGAACUGCUAAAACGUCAACUUUUCAAAUGGCAGGCGAACGUACUGAAAGGAUACUAUCGGUUCAGUAGAUUAGGUUCCGUGAAGCGCAGAUGUUCGCGGCUACGUUUCAAGGUCGUUUAAGGUUGGUAUAGCAAUACAAGGGCAGUCGUUUUUUUUUUUUUGCUAGGAGCGCCUGUAGCGAGUUUUCAGCGCACCAAAUGUGCACGUGCUAAUAUGUCCCAUUUCAAUUUCGAAAUUUAACAGUUUGGAACACUAAUACUGUGUGGCCAUUUCGAACUUCUAAAUACUAAGAUUAUUCACACGCAAAUUUAUCCACGAAAAAUAAGUUUCGAAAGGGAGUUAUAUAUCUAGCAUUUUAAGAGUCCUGCUUAAUGAGAAAUGAGACUGUAACUGGCCUAGUAUUCUAGCUGGGUGGAGUGAUGACUGACGGACUGAGCGCUAGUGCGUCAUAUACGUUUGCCGGGGCAUUCGACUGUUCCUGUUCAUCCUCAUUCGUGAACAGCUGAUUGACUGGUUGUAUUAUUCUUGUCUUUUGUGGAGAUUCGCCUGAAUGUCGUACGCUGUAAACCAAGUCUUUGUAAAACUUUUAUGGGGAAUAUAAGUACACCGUCGCAAUACUUGGGUAUUACAUCUUAAAAUGGACGGUUCGAGGCAACAUCUCACUGAAUCGGAAUCAUCUUCUACGGAAUCGGACAGUCACCUGGAAUCUAUUAGAAUAAUGGACUUCGAGGACAGUCAAGAUUCAAUUUCUACAAACCAAUCAACAUCGAAUACAACAAUUGAUUCCCACAGGCAAAAUCCUGAACUGGAAAUUGAUAGUGAUGGAACAUAUUCCAUUGCAAGCAGUGGGAAUAUGGAUGAAGAAACUUUCUGUGGAGUAGGCAAGCAUAAGCCAAAACAUAAGUGGCAUGCGCUUAAAGCUUUUACUCAAAGGGGCCUUGGGAUUUCUAGUCAUAAGACCAUGGACACUGUGUUUAAUGCAAACUGCUAUGGAUCCCUACGGUUUGUCCAGCGUUUAGAACUAGCCUCAAAAAUGGAUUGUCAUAAUGGGUGUGUGAAUGCCCUUCACUUCAAUUCAAGUGGUUCAAGACUUGCAAGCGGAUCAGAUGAUCUUAGCAUCAUUAUUUGGGACUGGAGCCGAGCAGAACCGGUUCUGAAUUAUGACAGUGGACAUCGAGGAAACGUUUUCCAGGCAAAAUUUUUACCGUUAUGCGGCGACACACACAUCGUUUCUUGUGCUCGGGACGGACAUAUAAGACUUGCAGAAUUGUCACCCAGCGGAUCGUUUCAUUCCACUCGUAGGCUAGGAUUGCAUCGCGGUCCUGCCCAUAAAUUAGCCCUCCUUCCAGAUACCCCUCACGUAUUUUUAACGGCAGGAGAAGAUGGAGUCGUUUUUGAAGUUGAUGUCCGACAAAGCAAACCUAACAAGUUACUUACAGUAAAACAUAGCGAACGAAAAAUAGCACUCUACAGCAUAUCAAACCAUCCAAUUGAUACAAGCGAAUUCUGCGUUGGUGGCAGAGACCAAUUUGUUCGUGUUUAUGACAGACGUUACGUAUCCACGGAUGUUGAAUCGUCUCUGGUUAGCAAAUCAUGUCCUCGGCAUUUGCUCGAUUCUUCAGUUCGCGCACAUGUAACCAGCGCGGUUUACAACUUUAAUGGGUCCGAGCUCUUAGCUAGCUACAAUGAUGAAGAUAUAUAUUCAUUUUCGUCGAAGUCUGUUGAAGGAGCAGAUGCGCUUCAUCGUUACAGCGGACAUAGGAACAAUGCAACUGUUAAGGGAGUGAACUAUUAUGGGCCUAGGAGUGAAUUUGUCAUAUCAGGUUCAGAUUGUGGAAAUAUUUUCUUCUGGGACAGUUCUACAGAAGCGAUUGUCCAGUGUAUACCAGGCGAUGAAAAUGGAGUGGUCAAUUGCUUAGAGCCACACCCAAGUAUUCCCGUUCUAGCAACAAGCGGGUUGGAUGACGACGUGAAAAUUUGGACUCCAAAGUGUUUCGAUGAACCCCAGUUAUGGGAACUCAAAAAGACGGUCAAAACAAACCAACAAGAACGAGAAGAACGACGCCGUGAGCCAGACACUAUUUCGGGCGAACUUCUUUGGGUGCUGUGGCGUCACGUUCGUAGAACCGAGAGGAGAAGACGGCAGCAGCAACAACAACAACAGCCUCAGCAUCAACGUACGUCAAGUCAGGAAGGGAAUGAUGAAAAUGUAUCGUCCAGUAGUGAUGAAUCUGACGUGUCAGAAAGUGAUGAAGGUCCCCGAGGAGUUCAAUGUGCACCCUCAUGAAAUAAAGAAAAAGAAUCAUGCCUAAAUUGUUCUUCAAGUGGUAUCACAGAAAAAAGUUAUUUCUAUCAGAAGUAUCCGGCAAAUGAAAUCUUUGUUACAAUUUGAGUAUUUUACAAGAAAAAGGAAAGCGAGUGAGAAAGCAAGCCAUGUGUAAAACCUAUUUCCCUAAAACCGAUUCCCUGUUCUACGUACAUUAAAAUUCGUUGUUAUCGUAGGCGCCCCGAUUGAAAUAUAUCGAAGGAACCAAA